GGAGCUAGGACUGGAGUCAAUCCUUUCUUUCAGCUGGAGGGCUCUGCGUGAGCCAGCCCCUCCCUCAGAAAAGAUGUUUUCCAUGAGGAUCAUCUGCCUGGUCCUGAGUGUGGUGGGCACAGCAUGGGCUACAGAUACCGAUGGAGGUGAAUUUUUAGCUGAAGGAGGAGGCGUGCGCGGCCCAAGAGUGGUGGAAAGACAUCAAUCUAGCUGCAGAGAUUCAGACUGGCCCUUCUGCUCUGAUGAAGACUGGAACUACAAAUGCCCUUCUGGCUGCAGGAUGAAAGGGUUGGUUGAUGAAGUCAAUCAAGAUUUUACAAACAGAAUAAACAAGCUCAGAAAUUCACUAUUUGAUUAUCAGAAGAACAGUAAGGAUUCUUAUUCAGUAACCAGAAAUAUAAUGGAAAUUUUGAGAGGGGAUUUCGCCAAAGCCAAUAACUAUGACAGUGCAUAUAACCAAGUGUCAGAAGAUCUGAGAAGCAGAAUUGAAGUCCUGAAGCGCAAAGUCAUAGAAAAAGUACAGCAUAUCCAACUUCUGCAGAAUAAUGUUAGGUCUCAGCUGAUAGAAAUGAAACGACUGGAGGUGGAUAUUGAUAUUAAGAUCCGAUCUUGCAAAGGGUCAUGCAGUAGGGCUUUAAUUCAUCAGGUAGAUCUAAAGGACUAUGAAGAUCAGCAGAAACAACUUGAACAGGUCAUUGCCAAAAACUUACUUCCCACUGGAGAUAGGCAAUACUUGCCACUGAUAAAAAUGAGCCCAGUUGCAGACUUGGUUCCUGGAAAUUACAAGAGCCAGCUUCAGAAGGCCCCACCAGAGUGGAAGGCACUAAUGGAAGUGCAGCAGAUGAGAAUGGUGUUAGAGAGGCCUGGUGGAAAAGGCAAUGCCAGAGGAGACUCUGUGUCUUAUGGAACAGGAUCAGAGCGAGAAGGCCCCAGGAACCCUGCUAGUCCUGGCAAUUGGAACCCUGAAAGCUCUGGGCCUGAAAGUGCUGGAACCCCGAGCCCUGGUAGCUCUGGAGCUGGUAGUACUGGACAUUGGAACCCUGGUAGCUCUGGAGCUGGUAGUACUGGACAUUGGAACUCUGGGAGCUCCAGUAGUAGCGGACAUUGGAGCACUGGGAGCUCUGGAUCUGGUAGUACUGGACAUUGGAACCCUGGUAGCUCUGGAUCUGGUAGUACUGGACAUUGGAAUCCUGGGAGUUCUGGACCAGGUAGUCCUGGAAACCGAAACCCUGGGAGCUCUGGGUCUGGAAGUUUUAGGCCAGAUAGCUCAGGCUAUGGGAGCACCAAGCCUACUAACCCAGACUGGGGCACAUUUGAAGAGGUGUCAGGAAGUGUAAGUCCAGGGACAAAGAAAGAGUACCACACAGGUAAACUGGUCACUUCUAAAGGAGGGAAAGAGUCCCUGACUGGUAAUGAGAAGGUCACCUCUGGUAGCACAACCAUCAAGCGCAGUUCCUGCUCUAAAACUGUUACUAAGACUGUAACACGUCCUGAUGGUCAGAAAGUAGUGACCAAAGAAGUAGUGACCUCCGAUGACGGUUCUGACUGUGUUGACGCAGAAGAGUUGCCUCCGUUUACUGGCUUAGGUGGCCUGGAUGAAUUCCGCCUCAGGCACCCCGAAGAAGCUGCUUUCUUCGAGACUUCCUCUUUCACUGGAAAAACAUCCCCGAGUUCACUCGAAUCUCUGUUCCAAGGGUUUGGCAGUAAGAGCGAGGCUAGGGGCUCAGAAUCUGACAUCUUCACAAACCUAGGAGCCACCAGCUCUCAUCAUUCUGGUGCACCUGAAUUUCCUCCCAACGGUAACACUUUAAGACACAACAAACAAUUCGUAACCAGUAGUAGCACGACUUACAACAAAGGAGGCUCCACAUUUGAAACCAAGAGCUUUAAAAUGGCAGAUGAGGCGGGAAGCGAAGCCGACCUCAAAGGAGCACAUGGCAUCAAGAGAGGCCAUGCUAGAUCGCGCCCAUCCAGAGACUGUGAUGAUGUCCUCCAAACACAUCCUUCAGGUGCCCAAAGUGGCAUUUUCAAUAUCGAGCUACCGGGAUCCAGUAAGAUUUUUUCUGUUUAUUGCGAUCAAGAGACCAGUUUGGGAGGAUGGCUUUUGAUCCAGCAAAGAAUGGAUGGAUCACUGAAUUUUAACCGGACCUGGCAAGACUACAAGAGAGGUUUCGGCAGCGUGAAUGACAAGGGAGAAGGAGAAUUCUGGCUAGGCAAUGACUACCUCCACUUGCUAACCCAGAGGGGCUCUGUUCUUAGGGUUGAAUUAGCGGACUGGGCCGGGCAAGCGGCUUAUGCAGAAUAUCACUUCCGGGUGGGCUCUGAGGCUGACGGCUACGCCCUGCAGGUCUCCUCCUAUGAGGGCACUGCGGGCGAUGCUCUGAUUGAAGGUUCUGUAGAGGAGGGGACAGAGUACACUUCCCACGACAGCAUGAAGUUCAGCACUUUUGACAGGGAUGCAGACCAGUGGGAAGAGAACUGUGCGGAAGUCUAUGGGGGAGGCUGGUGGUACAACAACUGCCAGGCAGCCAAUCUCAAUGGCGUCUACUACCCUGGGGGGUCCUAUGACCCGAGGGACAACAGUCCUUAUGAGAUUGAGAAUGGAGUGGUCUGGGUCCCCUUUAGAGGAGCAGACUAUUCCCUCAAGGCUGUUCGCAUGAAAAUCAGGCCCCUAAGUGAUCCAAUAGGCUGAAGGAGUGGGAGAGGGGCCAUUGUUUUCUUUGUUUAGUGAAGUGGAGAGAAAAUAAGGAAAGUAAAGGAGUCAAGAUUCUUUACAACCUGCUAAAAAAAAAAAAAAAAAAUCCCAGGUGCUAUUUCAUUAUUCUUUGUACUGUAGCUAACUGUAACUGAGACGUUGGUAGUGCUUUGAAAAAUAAAAUUGUGUGAGUUUUUUUUUAUCUUUAAA
This is a messenger RNA of Microcebus murinus (gray mouse lemur), 2905 nucleotides long. RefSeq names its product fibrinogen alpha chain (gene FGA). NCBI's taxonomy places the organism in Eukaryota, Metazoa, Chordata, Mammalia, Primates, Cheirogaleidae. The record is from RefSeq and is a predicted model, not a curated record. Gene Ontology annotation, cellular component: fibrinogen complex. Gene Ontology annotation, molecular function: signaling receptor binding; protein-macromolecule adaptor activity; extracellular matrix structural constituent. Gene Ontology annotation, biological process: platelet activation; positive regulation of heterotypic cell-cell adhesion; protein polymerization.